This is a messenger RNA of Liolophura sinensis, 9181 nucleotides long. Its product is annotated as cell adhesion molecule Dscam1-like. The record is from RefSeq and is a predicted model, not a curated record. Gene Ontology annotation, molecular function: protein binding. Lineage: Eukaryota; Metazoa; Mollusca; Polyplacophora; Chitonida; Chitonidae. The coding region runs from base 30 to 6587 and encodes 2185 amino acids. The transcript is spliced from 41 exons. Gene Ontology annotation, biological process: cell-cell adhesion.
UCUGGUCUUUGGAGCUUCAUAUCUUGACCAUGUAUUUUUGGAACAUACCCUCGGCACCCUCCUUAAUUGGCACAUGUUUCAUCCUGUCAACGUUUUUUGCUUCUACUUCGUGUUACCGGAGGGGAAGUGACCCCGAGGGUCCAGUUUUCGUGUACGAACCCCGCAGUUCUGUCAUUUUUUCCAAUUCCUCUGGCACGGCCAUCUCGUGCACUGCGCAUGGGCGCCCCGCUCCAAUCAUGGACUGGGUAAAGGAUGACGGAACGCCAAUACAGGAAGUUGACGACAUACUCCAUAUCCUCCCCAAUAACACAUUGUAUUUCCCGCCUUUUCCCGGGGACCGUUUUUCCAAGGACGUCCAUACAGCCAAGUACAGGUGCACGGCUCAGAAUACGGCGGGAAAGAUCAUCAGUCGAUUGGUUCAUGUAUCAGCAGUGCUCUCGGACCAGUCAAACUCGUACAGUGUUAUCUUGAACGAUGUAUACGUGAUGAGAGGCGGCACUGCCGUGUUCCGAUGCGACAUUUACCCCACCUACAUCCGCUCGUACAUCCGGGUGGUGCGGUGGACAAAGGGAACUAAAUCUGUCAGCUCAGGAGGCCGAUUCAGUAUUUUGCAAAACGGAGAGUUUCACUUGCGAGAUGUCCGAGAUCUUGAUGGCGACAUGGGAACUUCCGGUGAAUACGCCGCCUACCGGUGUGUCACAAGAAACAUUCUGACCGGAGACGAGAGAACCAGCAAGUUUGCAUACCUCCAUGUUCAUGAUCCGCCGGCCGGAGGUUCCGCACCUGUUAUCCAAUCAUCAGACAAGACAAGAAAAAUUGAAGUCAGAGAACUGGAAACCAGUGAACUUCCCUGCGUGGCAGAUGGCUAUCCCUUCCCGACAUACAACUGGAAAAAAGAUGGCAGGCCUAUCGUGAUAGACAACUUCCGGUUGAGCCAAAAUGGCGGCAAUCUGAUUAUAAACCACACUGGAGUGAGCGAUAGUGGACUGUAUAUUUGUACUGCCACAAACGACCACGGAAAAGUCAGCGCUUCCACAAAUGUCACUGUCACAGCUACACUUGCUGCCUCAAUCCAACCCGAUUUCCAAGUGGUGGACGCCGGUCACAUCGCGGUCUUCAACUGUUCUGUGUUUGGUAACCCCGUCCAGGAAGUGAAAUGGUAUCACAAUGGAGAAUUGCUGGAACACAGCUCUAGGAUAUCCAUCAAAUCGGACGCUGUGUUACAAAUAGGGGAAGUUAGCGGACCGGACGAGGGAAUGUACCAAUGUGAGGUUUCUAAUGAGAAAGAAAGCGCUCAAGGCACAUCUCAGCUGCUAUUGGGAGUCGCCAAACCAUCCCUGUUGGAGACUUUCGACGAUGUACGACUUCAACCCGGAAGUUUCGUGUCCAUGAAAUGUGUGGCAUCUGGAAACCCUAAACCAGAAAUCACGUGGUCACGUGACGGAGAAAUCGUGAUGAGCAGCGCGAGGUUAUCGUUAAGCAUUGACUACACAGGGGAUGGGAAUAUCGUGAGUUACGUGAAUGUAACGAAUAUCCGAGUCCAAGAUGGCGGCGAAUACCGAUGUUCAGCAACUAACAGCGUAGGAGAAGCGGUUCACACAGGCCGCGUUGAUGUGUUCGGGGCGCCUUUUAUUCGACCAAUGACGAAUGUGACAGCUACAGCGAGUCGAAGUUUGACAAUCAGGUGCUAUGUGACUGGUUAUCCAAUACAAUCUCUUAUUUGGCUCAGAGAGGGAAGUGUGUUACCAAUAAACCACAGACAGCAGGUGAAGAACGGAGAGCUAAUUGUUCACAAUGUCCAAAAGUGGGAUGAUAACGGGAAGUACACAUGUCAGGCGCGGAACGCCGAGGGCAAAUCCUACUCCAGGAGCGUCUUUGUCUAUGUCAUGGAACCACCUGUCAUAGAUUCGUUCCACUUCUCCAAGCGGAAACAGGGCGAUCGAGUGGUGGUGUCAUGCGUAGUAAGCACCGGCGAUCUACCCAUUGAAAUAACCUGGAAGAAAGACGGCAAGAGCAUCCGGCAAGGGGAAUCAGGCAUCCGCAUACAGAAAACGGGCCCCUAUUCCAGUCAGCUGUCUAUUAACGAUGCCAGCCCAAGACACGAUGGUAACUACACUUGUUACGCCAGUAACGAUGCUGCCUCCAGUAACUAUACGGCCAGCUUUCACGUGGAUGUACCUCCCCGCUGGGUUCUGGAACCCCAGGACUCCUUUGUUGUCCUGGGAGAUGCAGUGAAGAUCGACUGUCAGACCACGGGAAAACCCGACCCUAUGGAGGAAUGGAAAAAAGCUACAGGCAAAGAGCCAGGGAACUAUCGCCCACUGAAAUUUGACGAGGAAAUCAGCCGAGGAGUUAAACGGGUGGAACAGUUCCCUAAUGGCACUUUGGCAAUCCGUCGAGCUAGAGAGCAGGAUCAUGGCUACUAUUUGUGUCACUCCAGCAAUCGAAUUGGGGCUGGUCUCAGCAAAGUCAUCUUCCUGAAAGUACACAUUCCGGCUCAUUUUGAAAACACAACCUUGAACCAUACAGUUAAAAAAGGCAGCAAUUUCACCAUAGAGUGCAAUGCAAUCGGAGACAAGCCAAUAUCCAUAGCCUGGAAGUUUGACGAGAAAGAGAUUGACUUUGAAUCUCACAGGAAAUCCUUGUCCCAGAGUAGUACAGACAGAGGGAAGGUUUCCAGACUGAACAUAUUCCCAGUGAGACGCUUUGAUUCCGGUUUCUACGUCUGUAGUACCAAGAACCUGUUCGGCAACGGAGUCCUCACAAUUCAGUUGUUUGUCAUAGAACCACCUGAUGCACCGUUUGACAUCCGCCUGGACAGGACGGGAAGCCGCAGUAUCUCACUGGCUUGGAAGAAGCCUUACGACGGCAACAGUGAGAUAACGAAUUACCUGAUCCAAUAUAAAAAUACUACAGAUUCGGAUAACUGGCCGGAGGAUUGCGCCAGUGUGAUGGUUCCAGCAGACGAUCUCUCAAGCACGAUACCAGGCCUUCAUCCGGACUUCUCCUAUACUCUCCGGAUCCGGGCUAACAACUCUGUAGGACUGAGUGAGCCCAGCGCUAAAAUCAUUGUCAACACUGAUGAGGAAGCACCUACUGGCCCGCCAACAAAUGUGACUGUGGAAGCCAUUGAUUCCCAGGCUCUGAACAUCUCGUGGCAGAUGCCUGCUCUGGGAUACAGGAAUGGCGAUAUUAAAGGUUACGUCAUUGGUAUAAAACAAUUCAAUACUUCCACGCCUUACAAAGAAAUCAAGCGCAAAGUGGACACACACUUUAAGCCUGUCUACAUUAUCAGCGGGCUGGAGAAAUUUACCAAAUAUUUGGUAAACAUCCGGGCAUACAACUCGAGGGGCGCUGGACCGACGUCAGAGGACGUCAGCGUCUUGACACUGGAGGACGUGCCCAGUCAACCUCCACAGAACGUCGUCGCAGAACCAUCCAGUUCUCAGAGCAUCACAGUGGUCUGGUCGCCUCCACCAUUGUACACUUUGCAUGGCAUCCUCCAGGGUUACAAGAUCCUCUACAAACCUGUCCGUCUGGACGAAGAUGAGAGUGAUGCGCAGUUCAAGGAAGUGAUCGGCUUGGAGGUGACUAUACACGGUCUGCAGAAGUACACGAACUACAGCAUCCAGGUGCUAGCCUUCACACGGAUGGGGGAGGGAGUACGCUGUGCCCCCAUCUACGUCAGAACUAAGGAAGAUGUUCCCAGUAAGCCUGGAGAGUUGAAAGCCUUUCCGGAAAGUCGUACAUCCGUGGCUGUGGCCUGGAGACAGCCAGUCCCUACCAACGGGAAGCUCACCAAGUACACAGUCUACUACAGGAAGCUUGGAGUCAGGCACGAUACUCUACAUGUGGAUGUUCCUCCGACAAAGAACAGCUACAUUUUAUCUGGUCUGCACACAAACUACGAGUAUGCAUUUGCUGUCUCGGGGAGUACGAGUGUUGGCGAGGGAAACAGGACCGGGGAAGUGACAGCCUCACCAGACGGAACAGCGCCAGCAAGAAUUACAAAUUUCCCUGUGGUCAUGAUUGUACCGUGGAAGCAGACAGUUCUCCUUCCCUGUGACACCGUGGGCAAUAUACCGAUAAAGAGGAGUUGGAAAUUUCGCGAUCACAGCGUGAGAGGGUCAGCUCGGGUGAGUGAGUUGCGCAAUGGGUCGCUGUUAAUUGACAGCGUGGAGGAUAGUGAUGACGGGAACUACACCUGCCGUGCGGAAAAUAGAUACGGUUCCGACGAGGUCGUGGUGGCUCUCAGAGUCAGAGUUCGUGCAGAUAUUCCAACUGCACCGAAGUCUCCAGCCCUAACCCUAGCCGCUACCACAUCGUCCACUGUCCAGGUGAACUGGCUGUCUGGCAGUAAUGGCGGCAGCCCGAUUAAAGGUUUCCUUCUCAGCUAUCGAGGUGAACACUUCAACUGGGUCACCCAGAGACUGGGCUCUACGAACAGAACGUACACGGCCACCAGCUUACUGUGUGGAACAACUUACUGGUUCUAUGUGGAGGCGUUCAACCAUAUCGGCACAAGCCAGAAGAGCAAUUACAUCAAGACUAAGACGAGAGGAGAGCGUCCAUCGGAGCCUCCAGAGAGCGCCUUGCUGGCCCACAUCAAUAUUACCUUCAUUGACCUCAAUAUGAAAGCCUGGUUAACCGGUGGCUGUUCCAUCAACUACUUCGCUGUAAAAUACCAGGUGUGGCGGGAUGACAAAUGGGUACAAGUAUCUAACCACAUUGAACCAUCGACGGAAAUGUACCGGGUUUAUGACCUUCAACCUUCCACCUCGUACACAAUGGAGGUCACAGCACACACUGAUGCUGGAUCAACAGCUAGUGUCCUCAGAUUUGCUACAUUAACAUACACUGGAAGUACCAUCCAACCAUUUAACGUAGUGAGCGGGAAACCUCAGCCAUUUUACCAGAAGAUAAAAGUCAUGGUUCCGCUGACGAUCGGUGUGAUCAUCUUUUCUCUACUUUCCGUCAUCUUUGUUCUAUACUGCCGUGGCCGGCGGGAGAGGAAGCAAUACAAAGACAACUCUUCUAACCUACGCCGUGACUUAACUGUAGAGACAUCACUCAUGAACGACCUGGACAAACGGAACGUGGACCUGGACGCCUUUGACGACAGCCCUGAGACGGUGACAAAGAGGAACGUGAACCUGCUCGUGUCCCUCCAGUCAGAUGAGAGCAUCCCGGACAACAGCCAAUCGUGGCUCAUACACGACACCAGCAAAACCACCAGUGAUAACAGCGUAACAAGCCGCUCAGACGAGGAGUCGAACCUACACCCGUAUGCCAGCUAUAACCUGGCCAAUGAACUGGUCGAACAACAACAGCAGCAACAACACGACGACUCUCCAGAAGAGGACAUUGUAGCCAUCGAGAAAGAACAAGCUCACAGAGAGAUGGUGAUUGAGUCUCCUGCAGUUUACGGUCAAAUCGUUUUCCCCAAACGAAAUGAUGACUACGUACAGAUGCCGCUAAUGCCGCCAGUCCCCACAAGACUGCCACCCCUGACGGAAGGGGAACCGUUACCCCCUAAACCUUUGUCCGACGGCAAGGAGGGCUAUGAAAAUCCAUCUGUCAUCCUGAGCCCUAGGAAGUAUGCCAGCGUUGAUCAGAUCCACGCUUUAUUUACCACAAACCCCGCCCGUCCCCACAGCGCCUACAGCCGGGCCACCACCUGUAAAUCGGCGUCCCGUGGGACUGGUAGUCAUGGACGUCACAGCGCCCUGUCCAGCGUGACAACGGUCUCCUCGAGCCGGGAUGAGCUCCUGCAAGCCUAUGAAAACGCCAAGAUUCUGGCACAGCCUCCGAGCUCUGGCUCUCCGCUGCCUUACGAGGCCCUUCCCAGCUCUGGCAACUCCCAAGCCACUGAUAACUCGGGAGCCACUGAGCCAGGGAUUCGCAAAUUUACCCAAAGUCCUCCACAGCCGAACGAACAGAGAGAGGCUGCCUGUGAAAUUCCUGUCUAUGAACAGAAGAGACGUCACGAGAUAGACGAUGGGGAGAGUGACACGACAGAGUGUGAGUGGCGAGUCACUCAGCCUCGCUCUCCACCCAGACGAUCUCGCGGUAAGCGCGGGAAACAGCGAGGUCACGUGAGCGGAAAGCGGCAGCUGUCACAGCAGACAUAUUCCAGAGCUCCAAGUCGGACGAGUACGACCAGCUCGACAAGUGAAGAGGUGACGUACACAUUCGGGGGCCGUCAGUCACCAAACCGCUGCACUAGCCCCUCUGAGGGUUAUCUUUCUUAUCCACACGACAGCCAUGUUUUCACAGAUUCAGACUUCGAUGCUGUCGCUAAUCAUCCAACUGUGGUCAAGAAAAAAGCCCGACGUUCGCCACGCUCUCCCCCGCAGUAUGAUAUACUGUUACCCACAACUCCGGGGGCGGCCGCGGAGGAGGGCAAACCGUUAGUUGCCAGUGUUAUUCAGCCUGGGAUCAACAGCCCUCAUCACAUGGAGGAGGAAACGUCCGUUAGCCUUCUGGACAGAUAUUACAGGACAGUUCCACCAGAGACGGAUGCUCAGUCAAAGCUUGGAGAACGGGACGAGGACAAAGGCUAUUCCGACGACUACACGGUUGUUUAAUUUGUGCCAUAACACCGCAGUCUGACCACAAGCCUCCGACUGCAGAGGACACUGUAAAUAGGAAUAAAUGUUUGUUGUGCGAGCCGUGGUUUGAAACAGUCCCAGGGCAAAUUGAUGUGGCGCGUCUCUUCAGUGGACUAGAGUGUUUCCGAGAUACCAUAGAUACUGCGACAGGGAAUCUAAUUCGAUGUUACGUGUGCGAAAAAUGAGCGGUUGGAGCUUUCCUACAGAUUGCAUCAGUCGUUAUUAUUCUGAUUUCUCACCCUUACCAUACCAUCCGCAGAUCAUUGUCGUACCACGAAAUUGGGCGCAUAGCUCUGCAGGGACAUGGCUUCCACUUUCAGACGGUUCUUCUUCGCGGUUGAACCCAGAUUUGCGUCACCCUCUCACAUUUUCUGUCUUAGAAGAUUUCAUUGCUUCACGCUCUUGUCAUGUGAGGAAUUAAUGGCAAGUGUUUGCCGGGACGGAACAAAUGUAUCUGGCUUGUAGAGUCUCUUAAAAGGGUGGGAGUGACUCUAAAGAAGUGCUUUAUGAAGGGCAGCUAGGCUAAGUUUUCUAUGUGCUUUUUGUUGUUUAUACCACUGGUUUCAAUCGUGAUGAAUCUCCCUGCUUGUUCAGACUACUGCUGUGUAUGAGAGAGUCGUUGUCUGUCCAGACGUUGGUUUCCGAAGAUUCAGACUGCAAAUCUCGCGGGAACACGACAGACCUCAAUGUUUGGUUUACGCAUGCGUGAACCUUCGAACUAACGUCUUAUUAGUGUGGAGAGCCCUUCCAAAGCCAUGUUGGAAUUGUUUCUGGUUAUUUCAGGAGUUGUACUUUGUGGCCUAUUCUCAUUAUGGAAUUGACCGUUGUUAAAGGCUUGGAUUUCGCUGUUUACGGUGUGUUGCGACGCAAAAAAUGUCUGCCGCAAGCCGCGAAUCUAGGAUCUAGAUCCUGUUGUUGCCGGUACAUGGCCCAAAACUCUUGUUCAGUGUACGCCCUUGACGUUAAAGGGACACAACCUUGUGCUACUUGGAGAAAUGCCUGUAACCUGUGUCGACGGUUUUUCAUUUUCACCUACGGUACAACCUUACAUGAAAAGUAUACAUUGACCGACAGUUAUAGUAUGUGCUUUUUUCACACGGCUAAACUUGCGCGAUCAAGCUAAUAUGGACAACCUGGCUUUGGAGUGGUGACAUACGUACAAUAUGCCAAAUAAUGCUUUUCACAAGGGUGACCGCCUCGAUUUGCCAAAAUGGACUGGUCUUUAGUAUUAGCUCUCACCCUGACCGUGCCAUCAGCUCAGCCCUUGGUGAAGAAGUGUAUUUAGAACAAAUCAAAUCCAGAAGAACAAACAGUUAUUCCACUUAUUUGCCUUUCUUCAAGAAAACUCAUGCAUUGUUUUGAUACAAAGGUUUUUGAUAGGUAUGAAGUAAACUGAUGAUUUUGUUGGAGAACAAAGACAGGAGAAUUACAACCAGUUUUAUGAAUGGGGAGACUCAACACUGUAAGAAACGCCAUCUACGAUUGUCGAGACGUAUAAAACGCUACGAUUAAUCAGUGCAAUUAUUGUACAGUGUAUUGUCAUCGUAUCGUUUGUGCUAGGGUGUAGUGUGAAUGUGUGACAAUGUGUAGUAGUGUAUUCUUACAAUUGACAAUGAGCUAGGCUCCAGACGUCAGCAAAGCUGUCACUCUUCACCAUCAUCCCUGCUUUUAUUCGCUAUUUGGGUAGGAAAUUUCAGCCAAGCUGACCGGAAGUAUUCUGCUUUUGUGCGCAUGCUCACUUCCAUCCCCAGUGUUUCUGGCGGGCGUCAGCUAGUAUAGACUUGUUCACUAGUGUUACUGGUCGUUUUUUUCAUAAACAUUCCAUAAAGGGAAACAAACGCAGGAUAUCUUCGGCAGCAUCACAGUACAACACGCAGAACAGAGGAGUCGUUCUCUAUGUCCUAUAAAAUGUAAAUUUAUAUUAUCCAAUCCAUAAUAAAAGUCCAAGAAUUUUUUAUUUGUAAUUUAUUUAUUUUAAAAUGAAAUCGUACAUUUGAAGCAUAACAAUAUGAAACGUGUUCUUUGUGCAAUAACUGUGACGUUGAUUAUGUUGUUUUGAAAUGGCUCGAGUGUGAGUAGUGUUCACAAAAUCAUAUGGCUUGUAUUACGGUAUCAUUCCCUAGACACAUCAUCGGCAUACUGUUGUGAACCCUUCAUUUAUCCCCACUGUACAUAUGAGCACGCAGACGAUCUGUGUUAAGCAGGAUGUGAGACCCACAUACUGCUUGAGAACUCGUUCAUUGCCAACCAAUGCAAUGCCUUCUGAACACACCGAGUCGGCGUUAUCAUGCACAUCGCCACUUUGGCUUGAAAAACUUACAGACAUUUACAUUACAUUAACAUUAGCCGUUCGGCGAAUCUUUCUAGUAAGUGUUGACCAUGCCGUCACAUUGCGUCUUGUUUGAUCAUCUCACUCAACAGACUAACGAUAUCGCUAUUGCCAAUGAUCUGGAAGUGCAGAUCACGGGAGCACAGUUCAUACCACAAUAGGUAGCAGAAGAGUACAUUCCGUGAUUGUAAUCAAUUGUGAUUAACGCAUAGAGAUGGUGUUGUUGUUGCAUGAAGGUUUU